Strongylocentrotus purpuratus (purple sea urchin) is the source of this 11780-nucleotide messenger RNA. Its product is annotated as chromodomain-helicase-DNA-binding protein 8. Gene Ontology annotation, molecular function: protein binding; ATP-dependent chromatin remodeler activity; ATP binding. NCBI's taxonomy places the organism in Eukaryota, Metazoa, Echinodermata, Echinoidea, Camarodonta, Strongylocentrotidae. Bases 186 to 10016 code for a protein of 3276 amino acids. The transcript has 42 exons. The record is from RefSeq and is a predicted model, not a curated record.
CCGAGCGAUUAUACAGGUACUUUGUGUGCAGUAUGUGCACAUUUACUGGCCAGCUUCCAGCAGUUAUCGACUGUAAAUUCCACUUUUCUUCAAUGUCAUGGUUGUGGUGAUAUCUUUGUUGCAUCUGGCUAUCACCUUCAUCAAUUCAGAAGUGGGCAUCGGGUGUUGAGGCACCACCAAGAGCAAUGGAUCAAGAUCAGGGGUCCACCGUGACCCCAUCAGGUUCUGGAAAUGGAGACAAAGAUGACUCUGUUCCAAUUACACAGGGUCUCCAGCUACUAGCAAAACUGGCUUCUCCCACAGUUGUAUCCCAGACUGAAGUUGCAUCUGCAUCUACCAGUGCUCCUGUUCUUGUGACGUCACCUGGAGCCUCAAGUGGAUCUGUUAGUCCAAGGGGUCAAAACAAGGUCACUAUCGGCGUCCAGCAAGUUUCUAACAUGCUUCAGGGGAAGACUGUGAAGCAAGGAGCACAGACCUUUUAUAUUACUACACCAGCAUCAUCAGGGAAUGUUGGAAAACCUGUGCAGCUGCAGACGUCAUCUGCUGGCAAACCAUACUUGAUUCAGACCAGUGGAGGAUUGGUUACCCAAUCUGGACAGAAGGUUAUACUAACCAGCAGGAAUGUACAGCAGCCAUCUUCUAAUGUGGGAGCUUCUAUCCUUUCCACUGUUCCCAACACUACCACAGUACAAGCGACAGGAAAACCCGUCAUGGUGACCCAGCAAAAUCAGCCGCAGAUUAAAUUUGUGACAAAGACCAGUCCAACGCAGCAGCCAAACACGUCACAGCCAAUGAAAGUUCAGCUGCGCCUCAAAGACAACACUAUUCUGCAGAAACUGCAACAAUCUGGUCAGGUGUUGACUUUGGGAGCUCAAGGAAAGUCGGGUGAUGGAAAACAGCAGCCCAUUCGUCUUGUGUUACCAGGUUCCUCUGCAGGCAGUACCAACACAGGACAAAUCCAGCUGGUCCAAACCCAGCAGGGCUUGCACAAAGUGAUCACAUUGCAACAACCGCAGCAGGCACAAGCACAGCCACAGCAGACAGUCCAACUUCCCCAGCAGCAGAACAAGUCACCUGUUCAGUUUGCUGUCGUACAACAACCAGGAGCAGGAGGUACGGGAACACGUCUGGUGGUGGUUUCCCAACCAAGCUCAUCAAGUACUACCACCACGGUUCCAGGUAGUCCUGCAAGGAAGUCAUCCUUGAUUUCCCAGCCUGGCACCAUCCGUAUUGUAUUACCCCCUCAGUCGCAAGUCGGUGAUGCAUCCAAGACCACAGAUGGUAAGGCACCAACCACUCUUUCUGCACAAAAUAUAUACCAGAUCUUAGCAAACCAAAAAGUGCAGAUUCCUCGGGUAUCUAACGUGAGCACACUAAAUCAGGGCCAAGUCAAGCUUAUACAAAGUAGUGGAGGGAAUACUGUAAGAACCUCACAAGGACAGACAUGUAUCAUAGUUCCCUCUACUGCUUCCAGUACUGGUGGAAAGUCUAUAUCAAUUGCCUCUCCAAAAUCGCCUGGUUCUUCAAACGUACCUUCUAUCAAUAGGAUUUCUCCGAUAAGACAAGGAAACACAGUGGUCCAUAUUGUAUCGGGAGCUGGUGGCCAGCAGAUCGCCACUGUGGUGAACUCAACAGCCGGUACCACCAAUAUGCAGCCCAAGCCUGGAGUGCAAACAAUGCGUGUCACCUCACCAAAGACAUUGUCCCUUUCUCCCAGAGGUCAAGGUGCUGCGGUCAAGCUUUUUACUACCAUCACCACCACUGCUGCAGGGAGUAUCAAGCAUUUGACCAGCGCUGGUCAAACGGUCACCUCCAAAGUCAUUUCGAUGGCACCAACGUUCACAACCCAAUCCCUAUCGACCGUGUCAACCACCAGUCCCCAGAAGAUCACCAUCAACAAGAAGGUGAUCAGCUUUGCAUCAGUCCUUCCCAAGACAGGAGUCGCCAGUGAGAAGACUGACAACACUGUGACUGUGACUACUGUACCUGGAGUAGCAUCGACGUCGGGCGCUGGCACCAGUUCACACCAGCAGAAAUUGGUGAAGAUCCUGCCCACCAAGGCCGGCCAGAAACCAACUCAGCUGGUCAUUCUUGUCAACCAGACAGCUGCUAACAUUGGAGAGGAGGUCAAAGAGAUAGGGGAAGAGUUGAACAAACUUCAGAACCAGCCGAAGACCCAAGAAACGGUAGAUAAGCUCAAGCAGUUGCAGGCCAGGCUCCAAAAACUACAAAUGGCUGCACAGUUGUCUGCCAAGGCCAAGAACGCUGAUUUGGAUGAGCCUCUCCCCACCAAUGAGAAGGAGCGGAAGAAGAUCAUUAAACAACGAAAGCUGCAAGAAAAGGCCAAUCGUAUCAUCGCUGAAGCCGUAGCCAAGGCCAGGGCUGCUGGAAAGAUAGACAUUCCAAAGGUCUUGCUCGACAAUGAAGAGAUUUCCGCCGAGCUCAUUAGCGAGCUGGAGUUGGAGGCGGAAACAAAGAAGAAGAAAAAGGACAAGAAGGACCGCUCCAGAUCCAAGAAAUCUUCCAAGCGUUCCAAAGACAACAGAGAUAGGGAGAAGAAGAUGUUCACAAUCAAGAAGAAGUCCUCUCAUAGCAGUCCAAGUAGCAGUCAUAGCAGUAGUAUCAUCAAAUACGACAGGAAGCUACCAGCGGCAGCCAUCCUGAAGCUGAAGCGUCAGAAGCGCAAGCAUGGUGAGUUCAGUGGUGAGAGCUCAGACCUGGAUGAAACACCGCCUCCCUCACCUCCACCAGAUGAACUCACUGGACCGGGCAUAGAGAAACGACGAUCUGGUCGUAACACCAACCGCAAGCGAUACACAGAGGACUACGAUUUUAACAUCACUUCCAACGAUGACUCCUCGUCCGAUGAGGAAAAGGACAAGAAGAAGAAAGCCAAGAGUGACUGCAAGGUCCCCGUGGCACCAAGGGUGAUCAAGAUGAAAGUCAAGGCAGACAAGAAACAGGAAGAAGACGUCGAUGUGGAGGGCAACUCUGAGAUUGAUGUGGUGUCUUUCGAGCCAACGGAAACGGCAAAGUUCUUUGUGGAUAACCCUGACGAGUCCCAGGCCAAUGUGGUUGAGAAGAUCCUGGCUUCCAGGAUCACAGAGAAACCCCAGAUACCGGGUGAAGCUCAGGUUGGCGAGAUUGAGGAAUACUUUGUCAAGUACAGGAACUUUUCAUACCUACACUGUGAAUGGGCUACCAUUGAGACGUUAUCAGCUGAUCCUAGAAUAUUUCAGAAGAUCAAACGCUUCAGGCUCAAGCAACAGGCAAAUUAUGGUCUUGUGUCAGAGUUUGAUGAGGGCGAGUACUUCAACCCUGACUUCAUCGUGGUGGACCGCAUCCUGGACAAGGCCAUCACCAAGGACGAGGACUCGGACGAGAUGGUGACCCACUACCUGGUGAAGUGGGCCAGUCUCCCUUACGAGGAGAGCACCUGGGAGCUGGCCAACGAUGUGGACAAGGGCAAAAAGAAGAGCUAUGAGAAGUGCAGCAAACUACCUUCCAAAUCGGAGAGACAGCGCAAGCCUAGGCCUGUCAAGAGUGAGUGGAACAAGCUGAGUAAGACGCCCAAGUACAAGGAUGACAAUGUCCUGCGUGAAUACCAGUUAGAAGGCGUCAACUGGCUCACCUACAGCUGGUGUAAUGGCCAGAGCUGCAUCCUGGCCGACGAGAUGGGGCUGGGCAAGACCAUCCAGACCAUAGGCUUCCUCCACGAGGUCGAGAAGACCGGCAUUCCUGGUCCAUUCCUGGUCCUGGCCCCGCUCUCUACCAUCGUCAACUGGCAGCGCGAGGUGGAGUCCUGGACCGACAUGAACUGCGUAGUCUACCACGGGGGCUCCCAGAGCAGGCACAUGAUUGCAGAGUACGAGAUGUUCUUCAGGGAUGCUUCGGGCGUGAAGAUCCCAAACAUCUACAAGUUCCAGAUCCUGAUCACCACUUACGAGAUCCUCCUGGCAGACUGUCAGGAGCUGAGCGAGAUUGAAUGGAGGAUCCUAGUCAUCGACGAGGCUCACCGACUCAAGAACAGGAACUGCAAGUUGCUAGAGGGUCUCAAGAUCCUGGAUAUGGAGCACCGUGUCCUCUUGACGGGUACUCCACUCCAGAACAACGUGGACGAGCUGUUCAGCCUGCUCAACUUCCUGGAGCCUGGCAGGUUCCGCUCCAGCGUACAGUUCCUUGAAGACUUUGGGGACCUCAAGACGGAGGGGCAGGUGGAGAAACUACAACAGCUCCUCAGACCCAUGAUGCUUAGACGUCUGAAGGAAGACGUAGAGAAGAAUCUGGCUCCUAAGGAAGAGACCAUCAUUGAGGUUGAAAUGACGAGCAUUCAGAAACGUUACUACCGAGCCAUCUUGGAGAAGAACUUCAGCUUCUUGACUAAAGGGGCGGGGUCCACUUCGAACCUGCCCAACCUCAUGAAUACGAUGAUGGAGCUGAGGAAGUGCUGUAAUCACCCCUUCCUCAUCAAUGGCGGUGAGGAACAGAUCGUGAAGGAGUUCCGAUUGGCUGAACGUAUGUCUGACGAAACCAUCAUCAGCGUGUGUGUGAACCCCCUACUCCACCUGAAGGUGCUGAUCCAGUCUGCCGGUAAGAUGGUUCUCCUGGACAAACUGUUGCCGAAGCUCAAGGAAGGUGGCCACAAGGUGCUGAUCUUCUCCCAGAUGAUCCGCUGUCUGGACAUCCUGGAAGACUACCUCAUCCAGAAAAGGUAUCUCUUUGAGAGGAUCGACGGCAGAGUAAGAGGCAACAUGAGACAAGCUGCUAUCGACAGAUUCAGUAAACCAGACUCUGAUCGCUUUGUGUUCCUACUGUGCACCCGAGCUGGUGGUCUAGGAAUCAACCUGACAGCGGCCGAUACCUGCAUCAUCUUCGACUCGGACUGGAAUCCCCAGAAUGAUAUCCAGGCUCAAGCUCGAUGCCAUCGUAUUGGCCAGCAGAAAGCCGUCAAGGUGUAUCGUCUCAUCACAAGGAACUCCUACGAGAGGGAGAUGUUUGAUAAGGCCAGUAAGAAGCUUGGUCUAGACAAGGCCGUCCUCCAGUCCAUGCGGAACACAGAUAAAGAAGCCGCAGCGUACAACCCACAGCAGCAGGCUCUGUCCAAGAAGGAGAUUGAGGACCUGCUGAGACGGGGAGCUUACGGCGCCAUCAUGGACGACGAUGAGAUGUCAUCCCAGUUCUGCGCUGAGGACAUUGACAUGAUCCUGCAGAGGCGUACCCAGGUCAUCAAGCACAAGCCCGGCGAGAAGGGCUCAUCUUUCGCCAAGGCAAGCUUCACGACGGAUUCUGACCACACCGACAUCAAGAUCGAUGACCCUGACUUCUGGCACAAGUGGGCAAAGAGAGCAGACAUUGAUCCUGACACGGGCAAGGAGGACUUUCUGAUCCACCUCCCUCGCCAGCGGACCAAGACCAAGCGCUUUGGCGACAUGGACGAGAUCCUGGACCUGACCUCUGACGAGAGCGAUGACGAUCAUCCUACCGCCAAACCUCCGGCGACGACCACCACCGGCAAGAAGACCAAGGAGAAGAGGGAGCCCUCGCAGAGACCGCCCAAGAAGCAGAUGCCCUGUGGCUGGACGCGUCUGGAGUGCUUCAGGGUGGAGAAGGGCUUGUUGACAUUCGGAUGGGGCCGAUGGGAUGACAUCCUUGCAACCACAAGGUUCAAGAGAAGACUCUGUGAGAAGGAUGUGGAAUCCAUUGCCAGAACCAUGUUGAUGUACUGCCUUCAGCAUUACAAGGGUGAUGAGAACAUCAAGAGUUUCAUCUGGGACCUGGUCACUCCCGCUCCUGAUGGAACGGUCAAAGACUGCAGGAAUCACAAAGGACUCUCUGCACCGGUCCCAAGGGGUAGAAAGGGUAAGAAACCCAAGAGGGAGCCCCAGGCAGCGCACAUCAGCUACGACAUCACAGCCAAGGAACACAACCUGGACAACCUGCUGCAUGACCAGGGCUACAAGAACCACCUCAAGAGACACUGCAACAAGGUACUACUGCGUGUCCGUCUACUGUACUACCUGAAGCAAGAGGUCAUUGGCAAGUUUGCUGAGGAGAUUGAGAACAUGGUUCAUGCUAAAAUGCUGCCGGUAGAAGUGCCUUGUCCAGAGGGUGAUGCCCCCGUGGGCUGGUGGGAUCGGGAAGCUGACCACUCAUUGCUGAUUGGAGUAUAUAAACAUGGUUAUGAGAAGUACCCAGGAAUCCGUCUGGAUCCCUGCCUGUGCUUCAGGGAGAGAUGUGGGGUGCCGGACCACAGAGAGAUCAUGGCUGCCCAGGCCAAGGAGUAUGAAGACUUCAAUGAAAGUCAGCUUGAUGUGGAAGGAGGAGACUUGGAUGGAGAUGAUGGAGAAGGUGAUGACCUAGGAGAUGAAGAAGGAGGCGGAGGAGGAGGAGGCAAGGAGGAAGGUAUGGAGAUUGCUCCAUCAGCCAUACCCAAGCAUCUCAAGGAAGACCCUGAUGAUGACUCGAUAUCACCAGCAAGUACACGACCCUCGUCACCCAACUCCAGCGGGAAGACGGUACCAAAGCUCAAGAUACAUGUCAACUCCAUCAUCAUACCAACUGCUGUGCCCGGCAAACUACUGUUCCCCACAGCACCCGAUCUGAACACCAGGCUGCGUAGACUGGUGGCGGCCUACCAGAGAGAGCAUAAGAAAAGACAGCUCAAAGAACAGAAGAGAGAAAAGAAAGAGCAGGUCAAGAUGGUGAGGAUGCAGGAACAGAUGCGCCAGAGAGAGCUACGAAAGAUUGAAAAUGCUCAAAAGUGGUCGAGACGAGAGGAGGCGGACUUCUACCGCAUCCUGACCGCCUUCGGGGUAGACAAGGACCAGGAGACGGGCAAGUGCCGCUGGGAGCGCUUCAAGCACCUGGCCAAGCUGGACAGGAAGUACGAAGACAGGAUGACCGAGUUCUACCAGCACUACUACGCCAUGUGCCUCAGGGUGUGCAAGAGAGCUGAAGAGAUACCAGAGGGAUAUGGUGCCACGCCUCUCCCUGACAACUUCACCAUCGAGGACAUCACGGAGGAGAGGGCCAGCAAGUGCCUCUCCCGCAUCGACCUCCUCAACAAGAUCCGCACCCAGAUCCUACCCCAUCCUGACCUGGAUGAGAGGCUCACCAAGUGUCGGCCCAGCAUGGAGCUACCCGAUUGGUGGGAGCUCGGUCGCCACGACAAGGACCUCAUCCUCGGCGUCUGCAGGUAUGGCAUCAACAGGCAGGAAUCCCAGCAUGCCAUGAUGAACGAUGAAGAGCUGUGCUUCAAGGAGCUCAAGGAGAAGUUCCCCGAGGCAGCCGCAGCCAUACCCGUCCCUGUCCCUGUCACCAGCACCUCCCCAGGCUCAGCACCGGGUCCCUUCCAGAGGAGACCCGGUCUCAAGAAACCUGGCCCUAAGAAGGGCGUGCCCAGGAAGAAGAAACCACCUCCGGGAGGUGACCCCAACAAGCCCUCUGCUGCUCCUCCUGCAGGAGUGGAGGGCACCACUCAUCAGGGAUGUGAAGAAGGGAAAGUGGGUUUGGACAAUGGGGACUCUGCGCCGCCUCAGGCUGCACAGAGUCCAAUGAGGUUUGGAGAGGGGGGUGAUGAUGAAAGGACUAAAGGGGACGAGGUGGAAGGAAUGGAGGACACCAUCGACGGGGGUGCCAUGGAAGCAGCAAUGGAUUCCUUGAUGGAUUCCUCAAAGCUCGGGAUCAAGGAGGAGGAGCUUGAAUCACGACCAGACAGUGCAGACAUGAGUCAGGACGCCAACAGUAUCAACGAUGACCUGGACGAGGGCCUCGGAUCUGGCGAUGACGACAACGAAGACGAGGACGAGCAAAACAAGAUGGAUGAACAUUCACAGGCUGUCACCGAGCAGGAAAUUAUACCUCCUCCGUACGACAGCCUGGACAAUAUGAGCAAAAUCUCAGGGAUCGAUGAAGAAACGUCAAACUUGUUUGCAGUGAAAACAGAGAGCAUGGAUGAGGACUAUGAAGCGAAAGAGCACUUGACAAAGAUGGAGGUGAAUUAUGAGAACUUGUCGGAUGAUAACAGCAACUUGGGUGAUAGUGAGCAGCCGAUGGACGUGAAGCCACCUCUGUCCAUGCUCCAGGAGUUUCUCCUGAAAGGUGGUGACGAGAAUCACCUUGCCAUGGUGAAACAGGAGAGUAAAGGAGGCAAGGUGAAGCCGGAAGGGAAGAAUGCCAAAUCUAGCAGUACUAAGAAGAAGGACAGCGUACCCAAAGUGGUCGUCCCGACAUUCAGAUGGCCAAAGGAUCGUGUGAUUGUCCACAGACUGGAGCAGCUGAGCCACCUGGUGUUGAAGGACGAGUGGCCGGGGCGCAGGCACCACCACCACCCCGCCCUCACCGAGCCGCCUUACGAUGACACCGACUCCCCUGGCCCUAGGGGAGGAUUGGAGCACAACUAUGCAGGCGGGAUGAGCUCCGGUCGCAAGAGAUCCGCACCAGUACUGAAUCCUGAUGGUACCGUGAGGAAGAAGAAAAAGAAGAAGAAGCUCAUGUUGGAUGCACAAAGAGCUGCCCAAUUCGCCGCUCUGAUGCGCCAGAACCAAGCCAUGAUGGCCGCCUUCACAUCAGGGAGCGCCCUACCCGGAUCCACGGGGGAGGACCCCUCCUCGGCCAUCGCCGCCCUGGCCAACAACACCCCACCCCAGUCUACCUCCAUGCUCCCCCUCCCUCCCAACACCAACCCCUCCUCCUCCUCCAGCUAUCACAUCCACGACACAGUCUUCAAGGCGGUGCCGGACUUUGUGAGGGAAGGGCGUGGCCCUGCGGAGGGGCGGGUGGUGGGCGUGCUGGACCUGAGCGGGAAGGGGAUGGCCAAGAAGAAGAAGAAGAAGGUCAAGGUUCAUACCCUGAAGGUGGACGGCAAGCUGAUCAAGAUCAAGAAGCCAGUGUAUUUCUGUAUCUCCUCUUUUCAGGAUGAUUCAAACCCCCUCAAACCGAUGAAGAAAAAGAAGAAGAAGCACAAGCACAAGCUCGGUGGUGGAAGUGGCCAGUCUACUGAACAAACCACGUCUACUGCAGCUUCAGAAUCUCAGGAAUCUCAGGACGACGGAGCCACAGGCGCGGCGGCCGCACCCUCCUCCUCUCCCGGCGGCUCGACCACGCCCGUCAAGAAGAGGAAGCGCCUGAAGAACCCCAUCAGGCUGGACGAGGGUGCCAUCACCGGUGAGGAGAAGGUUGGGAUGAUCUCCAGGGAGUCUGGGAAGAGGCUGGCGGGCAAGCACUGCCCGUCCCUAGCCAACCUCUCUGACUGGCUUAUGAAGCAUCAAUCCUACAACGUGGCCAUGGAGUGGGCCAAUAUUGUCAAAUCUAAGGGUUACCUGAGAGAGGAGCUGAAGAACAGAGUAGCCACCAGCAAGUCUCGUCAUAUCCUGAUCAAGCCGAACAUUGCUCCCGCCCCCACCAAGCUUACGAUAGGAGGCCUCUCGGGGUCAAAGGUCACCACCCAAAUGUGUCAACGUCCUAUGGGUGGUAUCGGUUUCCCCGCUUCUUUCGCUGGGAUCGGGAUGGGGCAGAUCUCGUCUCCGACUGGGUUGACCGUCACCGCGUCUGGGCUUACGGUGCCCUCGGCCGACGUUUCUAACGCCUCGUCGCCCAAGAAAAAGAAGAAGAAGACGAGUUCCAGCCCCGCUGGCAUUAAGAAAAACAUCUUGCCAAGGACUAUCACGGUGGAUCCUCUUGCUGCGAGCCAGAUGGCAGGUAUAUCCCCGUUCCUUCUACCAAACACGGGCAACGUUUUCUUCUCGCCGUUUCUAGCUCAGCAGGGCGUGCUUCAGGCCGCGGGUAACACCGUCACGAUCACGAGCCCCGGCUCUGCCUUGGCUUCGAACCAAGAGGGAAUGGCCCCUCCCACGCUACGAGUUAUCACGACGGACAAAAAGUCUCGAAAGAGAACUCACGCUGUAGCGGCCAGUCCCAAAGUCAUUGUCCAGAAUAAUGUUCAGGGAAAAGAUAGUGAUUCCAGUGAUGACGAUGAUGAUGGACAGCUUAUGAUCACAGAAAACGAUGACUUAUGACCUAUGUCUACCCCAUAAAUGAUUCCAGCAUUUGAAUUUUCAUUCUAGAUUCUGCUGAUAGAGAAAUAUGUGUGUAAAUCUGGAAGAUAUUAUGUGUGAUAUUUAUUUCGAUAAGUUCAUGUAGAAUUUUGAUAAUUCUGGACUUAAUACUAACUAACUUCUGGUGUCAAAUUAAAAGAAUACCGGUACUUUAGAUUGAUUUUUAAUAUCCUUGAAUCAACAUUCUUACUUCAAAGUUGGUGUUGAGCCUAGCUUAGUCAAUGCAUAUUUACAUCUUUCUUUUGGGCUGGAAUGGUCAAAGCAAUUAUCCCUAAGCAACUAGUUUCAUAUUAAGUGAUAUCCAUCGUAUUGUCACUUUGAGACGAUACAUGAUGCAAUUAAUUUGGAGUGUGACUGUUAAUGACCCAUUUGAAUUUGUUUGGUUUAUGAAUAUUUGUUGUGUGUGGUGACAUCUUGAAAUGCAAACUAUGACAAUUAAAUGGGGUUUAUUUUAGAUUUUCCCUAGAAAUGAUAAGUCAAUGAGUGAUAAAAAGCUAUGAUAAUUUUUCAUUUUUUUAUUGAUAUUAGCAACAUUGACGUCUUUUAUACAAAAAUAAAGCAAAGACAUGUAUUAGAUGUUGAAGAAAGAAAUAUGGAUGAACAACAGAAGAUGGUUGCUGAGAAACGGGUAAAGGAUUUAUUCCUUCAUAAGUGAAAGAAAAGUUUUGCAGCAUUGGGUACAAAUUAUUACUUUUUUUUCUUUUUUCUUUUUUCUUUUGUGAUGAAAAAGUGAACCAAUUAAAGACAACACAAACAUGAUAAGGAGGCGACUGUCUGACGAAUCAUAUGUUAACUUUAGGCCAAAUUUGCAUCCAAUUUUGUUGUGUGUAUGUACUCCUUCUUUUUUGUAAUUGUAUUCAUUUGCUGUCUUUAAACCUUCUGUCCCAAAUAUAUCAUUUUAAUAUGUGUGAUGUGCUGAUUAACGAGUAAGAUUGAAGUAAAAGAGAAGAUGAUAUUACACUUCUUACGUCCUUUACGUUUCCUUAUUGUCCUUUAACAAUCGCUUGCUGUGAAGUUCAUGCACUUUUGUUUGAGAUAGAUACUAAUCCAUUGCCAAAUCUAUUCCUUGUGGUCAUUUCCUCAAAACUUUAUAGAUAUUUAGGGUUUUAUUUUUUACUUUAAAGCAAUAAGAAUUCUGGUGCAAGAGAACAAAGAUGUGCACAGAAGUGAAACUAAUGGGUGUGAUGUAAGAAUCAAUUACUUGACAAAGGAAAGCGGGUAUUUGUAAAGCAGAGUUUCAUAAUGUAAAGACAGGAAUAAACGUCCUUCCGGUAGAAUGAAUUUAAGUUAAUUUUAUUGUAUUGAAAAAAAAUAUUUUUAAAGCUACUCGGAGUAGUGAAACUGUAUUUUUCAAAGAAAAAGGUAAAAUCAAGAAUUCUCUCCCAUGCAGGAGUUGAUCGUUCGGACUAGCACAAUGCAAAAAAUAAACAAAAGGCACGCUGGAAAUUUUUUUUACUUCUAAACCAUAUUAUUGUAGGAGGUGCUAUAUAUUCAAAUUCAUUACUUGAAAGGCUUUACUUUUAUCAGUGUAAAAUAAUUUCCCCAAUAUGGUUUAACACCUGAAUCUGAUUUAAACUUUUGUAAUUCAACAUUGCUAGGUAUGCGAAGAAAUAAGGACAUUACAUUUGACGAUUUAUGUGUAGUGUUGAUGGAAAUCACAGAAGAACCUUCUAUGAUUUUUCUGCAAAAUUGAGCUGCAAUAAACAAGUAAAACUGACAAAAGUG